AUGACUCCUGGUUUGGGUCAUGAUCCUUUAUCCAGUUACAAUAUAACGGCUCUCGGUAAUACACCUUUAUGUCUUUGGCAACAACCACAACACAUCCUCUUUCAAUUGGCUAAUUUUUGCUUUGUGUUAUCCUACUCGGCACCGUCCUCCAAAAAGGGAAUACUUUUUAUGCAUUCUGUUCUUAUUAUCGGUUUUAUCCUGUUAUCUGGAUGGGCAUGGCACGUAAUCUGUGCGCCAGAUAUAUUUUCCUGGAAUUUCGCCUUUUUGGUAUUAAAUAUCGGACAGUUGGUUUACAUUGUUUAUCAAAUGAGACCAGUACACUUUGAUCCAGAGCUCGAGGAAGUUUAUCACACGCUUUUUUAUCCAUUUAAGGUCUCUCGAAUGCAAUUCAAAAGACUAGUUUCCCCAGAAUUUGCAACAAUAAUGUCACUUCACGCAGGUGAAGCUUACGCAAUGCAAAAUUUAACGAGAACAGACAGACUAGCGCUGUUGUUGAGUGGGAAAGUUAAUGUCUUAAGUGACUCAAAUUAUUUGCAUCCGAUUCUUCCGUGUGAAUUUUUAGAUUCACCAGAGUUUGAAAGCUCCCGUGCCUCUGUUGACGAUAAAUUUAAGGUUUCUAUUGUUGCUGCGAGCUCGUGCAGAUAUUUGUACUGGCAAAGAUCAGCUUUAGAAUAUUUAUUAGUAAAAGAAGCAUAUUUAGCGACCGUUUUAACUACCUUGGUAGCGAGGGAUAUUGCUACUAAGCUCUACGCUAUGAAUAAUAAGAUAGUUACAGAUAAAGGCUCCCAUUUAGAUAUAAGACUGCCGACGAUAAGUGCCGGGUUAAAUAUGUCAGGAGAAUACCGGAGUCCACGUGCAUCUCGGCAAGCUCUUAUACGUCGUAAGGAAGGCAAAGCGACUGCCAAUAAUGUGGGUGGUGCUAAGCCAAAAGAAAGGCCGGCUAAUAACCUGACGAAACUUGGCGCGCCUAACAUGGAACCGCUACCAGAGAUGCCGUCUUGCGAUGAUUUAGCUUCCAGCGGGGUUGAGAGCUGGCUCGAAUCCUCCAGCAAGUAUCACAGCUGCGAGAUUGUCGAUGAAGAGUAG
This is a messenger RNA of Cotesia congregata, 1086 nucleotides long. NCBI's taxonomy places the organism in Eukaryota, Metazoa, Arthropoda, Insecta, Hymenoptera, Braconidae. The record is from the annotation of a GenBank genome assembly.